UGACAGCCCAAGUGGAAAGAGAUUCAGUGCCGAAAAUGUACAAAUUUACGAAUCAUUUAGCAAAUGCUAAUUUGGUUUUGGUGAGGAAACAGCUAGGCGAUGGAUCAUGCGCAGCUCUGAUAGUGAUGAGGGCGCCCAGGCGGUUCGCGCACAAUGACAACAAGUGCCCGCCUGGAUCGCAGGUGAAACCCAAGUCUAGGAAGCUGCUGUGGGGCACUAUAGGCGCUACAAUGCUCACCGGUGCCGCCGUCGUUUAUGCCAAGAGCAGUCCCGAUGCGCGAAACUGGUUAGAGUCAAACGCCCCUUGGGCUAACAACUUUGUGGCGCUCGUAUACCAGGAGAACACUACCUACUGGAAGUUCACCACUAACCAGUUCAACAAAGUCUCCAAGUCAAUUGGCAAUUUUAUGUUUGGAAAGGAAGGCGUAUCUCCCAUGGAUUUCAAACAGAAACCUGAGCAAAACUUGGACGAAGAUGCUGCUAAAGGAUUUGCCAAAAAGGAUUACCAAUUGCCGCCGCCAUCUUUCGAACCUUUGUAUGUGGAAGAGAAGAAGAUAGAAACACCGGAAGUGGAGACGGAAGCAACUUUGAUAAAGACAGAGAAAUGCGAACCCCAACAGCUGCCGCCAGUCAAGAUUACUAAAGACAUGGUAGAACUUGAACAUGAUAUGCACGAGAACACCAAACUGGCCAUAGACUAUUUCAAGGAGGCCACUAAAUACUGUACGGAUUAUAACAAGGCGCUGUACAAGAUUGUCGAGUUGUCUGUAGACGAUUUGGAUAAGAAGUACUAUGUGAAUGUGCAAGGCGCUAAAGAUUCGCGCGACAAAGCAGCAACAAAGGCACAGGAUGCCAUCUCCAAAGCCAAAAUGGCUAUAGACACCCUCGAUCGUAUGAUAAAGGCCGGUGUCCAAGCUCCCCCAGAAAGUAUAACAGCCACUCAGAGAUACAUAAAACAGUUCCGAACCGACUUAGCGGUCGCUGAGAAAGCUUACAAAGACGAAUACGAGAAAUCGGUGCUGAGCGAUAAGUACUGGAAUAAGGUUGAAAUGGCCCGCAAUGCUUACAAGAGCGAACUGCAAGCUUUGUUCCCUGGCAUCGACUUGAGCGCUCGCAACUUAGACAUCAAGGGCGACACUGAUCUCUUGCUUCUUUACACGCUGAAGCAGGUACAAUACCUACAAAAAGAGUUAGCAGCUUUCCAGACAGUAAGAGACUUGAAAAUCAACAGAGCCCUCGAGGGUCACGACGAAAAAGAUAUAAUAGAAGCCAAAGUUGAAGAAGUCAUUCUGAGAGAACAAUUGGAAAAGGAAAAGGAGUACCAAAAGAAGAGUUUGGAAAUACAAGCAGAGGCGAACAAGAAACUGAAAGAAGAACUGAAGAAGCAAUUUGAAAUCCAACAGGAAGUUCUGCAAGACAGACUCAAUAAGAAAGAGAAAGAGGUAAUGGGCAAAUUUACUCGCGCCGUCUACGAGCAAGUGGAGAAAGAGAGAGUGGAGUUCAAACGAGAGUUGGCAGCAAUGGCGGGCAAGUUGCAAGCUAUCGAACAAACACUUAAGCAACGAGCAAAGGCGGAAGCGGAAGCGCGUAGAUCCCAAUCUCUAUGGGCGGCCGCGGAAGCCCUAUUGGCGGCGACGAGACGGGGAGAUGCCGAAACCAAAAUUGACAACGAAAUUAAAGCGUUGGAGAAAGCCGGUAAAGACGAUAAAUUGGUACAGACCGUGCUAAAAGGUAUACCUUCAGAGAUCCGAGAGAAGGGCAUCGUCACAGAGAAGUCACUUCGAGAGAGGUUCGACACGAUGGAAAAGACCGCAGUGAAGGUAGCCCUGAUUGGCCGCGAAGGAGCUUCGUUGCCAGUUUACUUCCUGUCUUGGCUGCAGUCAAAAUUGUUAUUCCAUAAGAUAUCCGACAUUCCAGUGGAAGAGUUGGAAAACAAACCUGUAGAUUUCACGGAAUUGGACACAUUCGACAUUAUUCAGAGGGCGAGGUACCAUAUGAACCACGGUAACCUAUCCGGCGCGUUACGGUACGUAAACCUCUUACAGGGCGCCCCUAGGGCUGCGGCCAAGAAAUGGGCGGACGCGGCUCGCACUCACCUCGAGAUCAGGCAGGCGGCCGAAGCGGUUAUGGCACACGCCUCCGCUAGUGGCUUGCUGUACUUGUAGACGAUAUCAAGGCGUUUGUGACUGGAUUUCUCAUAGGGCUAAUACCACACUGGGCUUAGGUAAAUUAGCUGAGAUAUAAUGUUCAUUGAUACCCGAAGAGAAUGGCGUGAAGGACACUCGCAUGAGAUUGAGAACGUUCUAGAAAGAUAAAAAGCAAACAAUGGCACUAUAGA
Molecule: messenger RNA, 2338 nt
Organism: Chilo suppressalis (striped riceborer)
Lineage: Eukaryota; Metazoa; Arthropoda; Insecta; Lepidoptera; Crambidae
Source: the annotation of a GenBank genome assembly